Molecule: messenger RNA, 2088 nt
Organism: Patella vulgata (common limpet)
Lineage: Eukaryota; Metazoa; Mollusca; Gastropoda; Patellidae
Product: serum paraoxonase/arylesterase 1
Exons: 10
Coding region: 422-1564 (380 amino acids)
Molecular function (GO): arylesterase activity
Source: RefSeq, a predicted model, not a curated record
ACAAUAAAACACAGCUAUAGUUGACUCGACGUACAUUGAAUGUUUUUUCAAGGGGAUCUGUAAAUCGUGUGUAUUAUUAUAACAAGCCACGAGUUCACAUCAUAUAGACCAUUAGGAUAUAGGACAACUGAACAUUCGGGAAGUUAGAUCUAUUUAACAAGGCCAAAUGCAUAAUUACGAGAUGUAAACAGGGCUAUCGCUAACCCUAACCCAGGAUAUAGCCCUACGCUUUGCCCUAACCCUUACCCACAUUCCUCGGCAACAAUCACGUGCCCUAACCUUGUUUACAUCUCUUGACCUCGAGGGAGUAUGCAUUUGGUCUUGUCAAAUAGAUCGGACCCAUUUAAUACGUGAACACCAACUUGCGCUGCGAAUUGGAAGGCUGACAUUGUUCAAAUAUGACACAUGAGGGCCGGGUUGGAUGGCCGAAUGGUUAGCACGUGCGCGCUGUAUCAUAAGAUUUGCAAACAUGUUAGUGAAAUUAGUUAUCGGUUCUUUGUUCCUGUUUUUGAUACAAUUGGUCCUGAAAAAUGUGUAUUAUAUGGGUUAUCAUUUACACUAUAAUGAACAUUAUCCUGGCAAGUGUGAACAGGUUAAAGGCAUGAGUCUUGGUUCAGAAGAUUUUUAUACAUUUAAAGAUGGGUUAACUUUCAUAACAUCAGGAGUAGCCAUUCAAAAUAAUACAUUUGGUCAGCGAGAAUAUAUGAUUAAACAUAAUAUUGUUGGUAGAAUGUAUUUAUUUGAUUUCAACAAGAAUAAAGCGAAAGUAGAAGAACUGUCUAUAGUAGGAAGUAAUGGUAACUUUAAUGUAAAAUUAUUCCAUCCUCAUGGAAUCAGUGGUUGGCUGGAUAAAUCAGGCGUGAAGAUAUUAUUUGUGGUCAACCAUGAAGAAAACGGAGUUGAUUAUAUAGAAAAGUUCGAAUUUAUUCCUGAAAAUAAACAACUUAAACAUGUAAAACGAUAUCGUGAUAAUACGAUGUUACUCGUCAAUGAUGUUCAAGCUACUAGCCAAGACAGCUUCUAUUUUACCAAUUCCGGUACAGGUUCCGGAACAGUUUGGACGAUGGUACAACUAUUUGGCCAGCUUGCAUGGUGUACAGUAGUGUACUUUGAUGGUAAUAAUUACAGAGUGGUAUUAGAUGGUCUGGCUAUGCCAAAUGGUAUAGCUAUGUCUAAUGAUGGCAGAUAUGUUUAUAUAGCCACUUCUAUGAGUCGUGAAAUAGUUGUUACAGAGAGAAAAACAAACAAUGACUUGAUUAAAAAACAGGUUUAUCCAAUUUAUACAUAUCCAGAUAAUAUUAUAGUAGAUAUGAAAACAGACAAUCUUUAUAUUGGUGCACAUCCUAUAGCAUAUAAAUCAUUUCAAAGUAUGGAUAUACAUAAACCCGCUCAGGUUUUGAUGUUGAAAGUUAAAGAUGGAAACAUAACGAAGACCAGAGAAUUAUUAUAUAAUGAUGGAGAUUUAUUAUCAGGAUCUUCAGUAGCCAUUGUUUUUAAUUCUAAAUUACUCAUAGGUUCAAUUUUAGAUAAAACUGUUUUAUGUGAUGUUAAUGUACCUUUGUAAUAUUUCGUGUACGUUUAAAGGGGACUACGUGUGUGGCAUUUAAUUUAUUAUCUAGUAUUUAAAUAAUUUUAACAAUGCUCCCUAAAAGUAGAAUCGAGAAAUACACAUGUUGGGUGUGACGUUAUGACGGGAACUGUCAGCAAGUGUAAAUAAACAAACCAGCGCAUCAACUACUUCCUUGUAGUGUAGUCACUAUGUUUACGGAGUAUACAGAGAGUAGCAAAUAGGGCACGUGCAUAUACGCUGUUUAUUCACAGAUGUGUUAAUGUCCAAACUAUUUUUACGUCUGAUUGAGCAUUUUGGAAACUAAUUUAAUACUAGAUGAUGAAUAUUAAAAAAUAAUAUGCAAGAGCUAAUGGUUAUUUCCCUAUCAGUAGUAUAGUUUCUCUUAUCUGUGACUGUGUAUCUAACUGUGAGUUAAGAUACAUUAUGAAUUACUAGCCAUAGAGCUAUAUAGAAACCUGUCUAAGGCUAAAUUAUUACUGCCGAUUCUCACUUUUACAAUAAAAGUAAGUGUAAAACCC